GUUUCGCAUACGAUGGCAUCGUGUUGAUGUUGACUAACAUGUCUUGGGCUGAACAAGAGGAUUACAAAGAAGGACAGAAUCAUUGUUAACAUUUAUUUAUAACAGUGCACGUUUAGCAGAUUAUUUAUUAAUUAAAAUUAUUUAACUAUUUGUUUGUUAGAGCACAGUUAUCAUUUGUUAGGCUAUAUUAUAUACAAUAGAAUUCAAAAUGAAGAUCUCAAGAUGGAUAUUCUUGUGGCUUAUGCCUCUGGUAGUGGUCUCUCAUGGAAGUGUUCCCCCUGACACCACACACUCCUUGUUAGAGGUCCUGAGAAGAUACCCCAGGUUGGCUUGGCGGGAUAAGGAGAGAGGAUCGAACCCGGAACAAGCUGCCUGCAAGGCAGAGGAUCUGGAAGCAGACCCAAAGAAAUGCUGUCUGAUGUGUCCUCCAGGGUAUUCUGCGGAAUCUAAGUGCAGUGUUGGAUCCGGUGAAGGACGUCACUGUGCCCCCUGUGGCAAUGGAACCUACACUGAGAAAGCAAACCUACAGAAGGAAUGCAAACGGUGUAGGGUUUGUGAUAAAGCAGUUUCUGUGAUACAGGUGCAGCCUUGUAGAUCUAACCAGGACACUCAGUGCAGCUGUGACAAAGGAUACUAUGAGUUUGACCCGAGCAAGGAUAACUUUGUAUGUUACAAGUGCAGUGAAUGCGUCAAUCGCAGUGUGAGCGCUGCCUGUUCCCAGAAGAGUGACACCAAGUGCGGGUCCUGUGAUUUAGGCUUUUAUCAAGAUCAACAAAAGACGUGUCGGCCCUGUGCACACUAUUCUGGGACUGUCCGUAAGAAACGAGCUUGUCAGCAUCACUCUACAACCCCUCAAACCCCUCCAAGCACUAAAUCUCCUCCAGAAGAAUUCACCCUGACACUGCUGCCAACAGUUGCAUCAUCAAUGAAGGCAAGUGAGCCAGUACCUCACUAUACAACCCCUCAAACAUCUCCGGACACUAAAUCUCCUACCCAAGGCAUCAAGAAAACUUCUGCCGUAGACCCCCUUCUACUGGGGUUCUCCAUCUUCCUGGUUGGGAUAGUGAUUUUGGGAAGCUUCCUGUGUGGCUUUCUCCACGUAUGCACAUGCUGUGAGUGGGUGAUCCUACGCUGGAACCAGACGCAAGCCCCCAAGCAGGCCUAUCAAAUUAAUUCGGUCAGAGACGUACCACAAGGCAAGGGAAAAGCUACCUUGUCCGAUCAAUAUUGUGAGAACCACAAAGACCCCUGUACAGCGGUGUCAAAGACUUCUCUGCAGAUCGCAAAGAUGUACCAAUGCCAAGAUACCACCACUGAAAUGCUCGUGAACACAGGUGUACUCAGCUCAGCCAUGCCCCUGCUAAAGGACACAGACCCUAAAAUGCUCAGAGAGGACCUGCACGCGGCCGAUAGCUGGCCGCCAGCGGUGCUCUACGCCAUCAUCCGGGAGGUGCCAGCGCGGCGAUGGAAAGAGUUCCUGCGGCUGCUGUCGGUGCCGGACGGGCAUAUAGAGCGGGUGGAGAUGGAGGUGGGGCCCUGCUACCUGGAGCAGCAGUACCAGAUGCUGCGGCUGUGGAGCCAGAGGGGGGGCGUGACGCUGGAGGCCGUCUACUCCGCCCUGCACAGCAUGAACCUGUCCGGCUGCGCGCAGGAGCUGCAGGAGAAGCUGCAGCAGCUGCAGCAGCAGGCGGCCUGAAUCCCAACCGCCGGCCACCUGUAAAUAGCGCAGACGGGAGGGGGGGAGGAGCGUGGCUUU
Anguilla anguilla (European eel) is the source of this 1756-nucleotide messenger RNA. RefSeq names its product tumor necrosis factor receptor superfamily member 1A. NCBI's taxonomy places the organism in Eukaryota, Metazoa, Chordata, Actinopteri, Anguilliformes, Anguillidae. The transcript has 11 exons. Bases 209 to 1696 code for a protein of 495 amino acids. Gene Ontology annotation, cellular component: plasma membrane. Gene Ontology annotation, molecular function: protein binding. Gene Ontology annotation, biological process: signal transduction. The record is from RefSeq and is a predicted model, not a curated record.